Molecule: messenger RNA, 1047 nt
Organism: Exophiala spinifera
Lineage: Eukaryota; Fungi; Ascomycota; Eurotiomycetes; Chaetothyriales; Herpotrichiellaceae
Exons: 2
Coding region: 1-1047 (348 amino acids)
Molecular function (GO): oxidoreductase activity, acting on NAD(P)H
Source: RefSeq, a predicted model, not a curated record
AUGAAAGCAGUCAUUGCUCAGAACAAGGCCCCCGUCCUGGUGACGGACCGACCGCAACCCAAAUUACGACCCGAGUAUGUUCUCAUCCGUCCGGUCGCCGUUGCUCUUAACCCAACGGACUGGAAACAUGCCGCUAUGGGCAUUGCCGACGAUGGAAACCUGCUGGGCUGCGACUUUGCCGGUGUCGUCGUGGAAGUAGGUUCGGCUGUGACGAAGCCUCUGAAAGCUGGCGAUGAGGUCCUGGGCGUCGCGCAUGGCGGCUGCCCCGAGCAGCCCGAGGAUGGCGCCUUUGCAGAGUACAUUGUUGCCAAAGGCGACACCUUGAUUCGGAAACCGGCGAGCCUGAGCUUCGAGAAAGCGGCAACUCUCAGCUUAGGUGCCAUUACUUGUGGUCAGGGUCUCUUUCAAAAAGGCUUGAAGUUGAAGCUCCCUGGUGAAGGUGGUGUCCAGGGGAAGCCGUUUGUAUUGAUCUAUGGAGGCACCACGGCGACAGGAUCCCUUGGUAUCCAAUUCGCGACAUUGGCCGGUUACUCUGUGGUUACCACGACUUCGAAAGCCAAUAUCCAGCGCGUCAAAGACCUCGGAGCUGUCGAGGCCUUUGAUUACAACGAGGCUGGUGUCGGAAGCAAAAUCCGGGAUUACACCCAAAACGGUCUCAAAUACGCGUGGGACACAUUUGGCAAGGAACAGUCUUCCCAGGUGUGUGCCGACGCGCUCUCGUCCGAAGUUGGUGGAGUCUACGCUUGUAUACUCCCGACCAAAUCACCCCGAACGGACAUCCCAUCAAUCAGCACCGUCAUGUACACCAUGUUCGGGGAGAAAUUCUCCAUGAAGGGCAACGUGUUCCCUCCCUCAGCAGAGGAUUGGGAGUUUGCGAAGAAGUUCAUGAAUUUAACCGAGCAAUUAAUUGCUGAGGAGAAGUUGAAGACACACCCAGAGGUUGUUGGCCAUAAUGGCUUGCAAGGUGUAGUGGAAGGACUAGCCUCUUUGAAGGCCGGUGAGGUUAGGGCAAAGAAGUUGGUCUAUCGCGUGGCAGAGACUCCUUAG